CCCGCGCCUACCAGCUCUCCAGCUCUGCCGCUUCUGGCCUACAUCCUCCCCCUCCCGAUUUCGCCCAAAACCAUCGACUUCAUAAUCGAACCUUUGCGAUACACUCGCUAUCAUAGCUAGCUGGGAAGGCAGCGACGGGAUCGUGGCUUACGGAAACUUCCGAAACUCCCAUCUUUCUCAUCCGUCCGCUCCGCUCCUACCAGAAACCAUUGAGAAAGGAUUUAGGCUGAAUCCUGCUUCAAUUCUGCCCAAAAUCUACUACCGAACGCCAGGAAAAGCGGGGGAAACUGGUUUUGGAUAUGCAGGAUUUAAAGCUGUAGAUUUGUUGCUUGGCAGGAUUUACAUUAAUCUCGGGUAAGUUGAACUUGAUGGAGUCAUUGAAGGCUAAGAGUACCAAGAAAGGAAUUGGAAGUUCAAAGUUCUCUAAUAAAGCAUCUCAGAGACAAACCUCUUUGAAAACAGGUGCAGAUUUUGAUCCUGUAUAUUCAGAGCUCUUGGAAGGCAUAAAUGGCAAACUCCUAGAUUGUGAGUCCAAUGUCUCAAAUAGAGCUGAUGUUGUCAAUAAAGUGGUGUAUGAUCUUUUGCAACAUGGUGAGGAGUGGAAUAAAUUCAGGAGGACCAGUUUAAAGAAAAAAAUAGACCAUUGUAUGCUACUUGAUAAUUUUGUUCCUAAUGUUGGUGUUUCAAUGGAUGCUCGUGCAAAGGCUUUACAGAGCCAUUCCAAGCGGUCACAAAAGCACAUGUCUGGACAACAACAUCGAAAAUAUGGGUCCUUUGAUAUGCCGAAGGCGUGUCACAAAUUUGAGCUUUUCAAGCCAAUGCAUGACAUGUGGAAAACCUAUAUCCUGGAGCUUCUGGAAGAAUCCAGCAAAAAGCAAUUGGCACAAUGCCUUCUUACAGCAGACUUACAUGGAGCUUUUGUUGCCGUUGUUGAGUGUAAAACAAGAUCUUUUAUUGGUGUAAGCGGUAUUAUGAUUAGAGAAACAACGGAGACUUUUGGGAUAAUCAAGCGAGAUAAUCAUUUCCGAGUGGUUCCGAAGCGCGGAUCGGUAUUUAUGUUCCAAGCGGGGUGUUGGAAGGUUACUUUGCACGGCGACAAACUUUCCUCGCGGAACAUCACCUAAUGUUCAGUCGUCUUGCUUUUUGUAUUUCAAUGGUGAGUUGAUCUUUGCACCAUUCAUUUUUAACGAAUCAAUAUUGAUUAGGAUUUUGGUCAUGUAUUAUUUAAGAGGAAGAUUUACAUACCUGCCACUGAAUUCAUAUGGAUUUACAUAUCUGACACCUAAACUUCAA
Molecule: messenger RNA, 1293 nt
Organism: Phalaenopsis equestris
Lineage: Eukaryota; Viridiplantae; Streptophyta; Magnoliopsida; Asparagales; Orchidaceae
Product: ribonuclease P protein subunit p29
Exons: 10
Coding region: 369-1124 (251 amino acids)
Biological process (GO): tRNA 5'-leader removal; rRNA processing
Cellular component (GO): ribonuclease MRP complex; ribonuclease P complex
Molecular function (GO): ribonuclease P RNA binding
Source: RefSeq, a predicted model, not a curated record